UUUUGGCUUCAGCUGCCGGGGGUGUCUCUCGCGCCGUGUGCGAGUGGCGCCUUUCCAAUGGCGCCGGAGGUUGCAAUGGAGAGCGAAGCACAAGAGAAGGCGCGGGAAGUGCCUUCAGCGGACUCGCGCCACAGGGCCCAAGUGCGCUUCCAGAAGCUCUUCGCUGAGCUGCUGGUGACCACUGGAGCCGCGGCGACAAAGACGUCCGAGGUCUUCGCAGAGGCGCUGAGAUUGGCGCAGACCGACCGCGCCCUGCCAAAGUACUUUAGCCAUGCUCCAAACUUGGAGACUGUCGCUGCCGUGAACAAGGCAGCGGAAGAGGGACGCGAGCGGGAAGGGAAGGCACAGGAGCUGUGCAGUGACUUUUUCCUUCUGUGCAUGGUGUUCAAGACCCGCCCGGGCCCGCCCACUGAAGAGGACGCCAACUUUGACCACGUCAAGGCAGCAAAGCUUUUUGAGGAUCUGUCACCGGAGGCCUCAGAAGCGAGCCUUGUGGCCUUGUGCGGCCUCGUGGAUCAGAUGCUGCAGCAAGGCAGCGAGGAGCUGCACUUGCCGGCCUACCUCCGCGCCGUCAUGGUGAUGCUCUCCCAUCCAGGUCUUGGAGAACUGGGCGACUUUGAGGCGCUCAAGAAGAUCUUGGAGUUGGUUGCCCAGCUGCACAAGACCAAGGGCACCAAGGAGAUAUUGUCGAAAUGGUACAGCCAGCUGCCGAUGACAGUCCUGGAAGGAAGGCUGGCUCAGUUGCAGCAAUUCGUUACGCUCUCGCUGCUAGAAGCGCAGGGCGAUGGGUUUACCUUGGAGGAUGUCUCGGCGAUGGGACAGAAGGAUGGCCUUGCGAGGCAUAUCCGGAACGCCCUGCGGCUCAUGGACGUGUGCUGGGGUGCCAACCAGCUUCGAUUGGAGCACCAGCAGCACUGGCGCACACGCCGCAAGGCGCAGAAGUUACGGCAGCAAGGCCAGCUCUUGGAGGAUGAGGCGGCUUUGACACUUCCAGUGACACAGUUCCACAACGACGCCGUCAAUGAGUGCGAGGAAGGUGUGCUGAAGCAUGACCUCAAGGAGGUGCUGGAAAUGCAGUAUCGGGGCCAGUACUUCGCGACAAUUCAGGAAGAGAGGAGACGCGACUUCGGCAUCAUCGAGUUUCCCUUUGUGCUGACUCCCGUGUCGAAGGUUCGCAUGCUCAACAUCGAGUCUCUGCUUUUGCAGAGGGAGGAGAUCCGGCGAAAUAUGACACUCUCAGUGAUCUUGCGGGGCGGCCUGAGCGAGAAUCCCUGGCUGGUUCUCAAGGUGCGUCGUGAUCACAUUGUGGAGGAUUCGCUGCGACAACUGGCAGAAGUGGGUCGAGAUCCUCUCAAGAAGCCUUUGAAGAUUCAUUUCGAUGGCGAGGAAGGUGUCGAUGAGGGUGGAGUGCAGAAGGAGUUCUUCCAGUUGCUCGUUGAGCAGCUUUAUGAAGAGGACUAUGGCAUGUUCGAGCGAGUUGACGAGAGCCGAAACUUCUGGUUCAACAAGAACUCGUUCGAGGCGAACGUUCAGUUCCAGCUCUUCGGCAUUGUGCUGGGCCUGGCGAUCUACAACCAGGUGAUCCUGGACGUUCACUUCCCCAUGGCUGUCUACAAGAAGCUGAUGCACGGGACCCGCGCCAACUUGGGCCUCCACGAUCUGCUGGAUUUCCAGCCCUCCCUGGCGCAGGGGCUGAUCACACUGCUGGAGCACGAGGAUAGCGCCACCUUUCAGGAGACCUUCGGCCCCCUCCACUUCUGCGUGGAGUAUGAGUGGCUGGGCUGCCUGCAGGAGGCAGAGCUGAAAGAGGGUGGCAAAGACAUCGAGGUCACCUUUGAAAACCGUGAGGAGUACGUCCGUAGAUACAUCGACUACAUCUUCAAUACCUCAGUGGAGCGUCAGUUCAAUGCCUUCAGAAACGGCUUCGACGCAUGCAUCAGUGGCACUCUCUUUAGGCAACUCUUUAGGUACGACGAGCUAGAGCUGCUAAUCUGUGGCUCGCAAGAGCUCGACUUCCGAGCCCUCGAGAGUGCCGCCAGCUACCAGGAUGGCUUCACGUCCAGCUCCGAGCCUGUCCGAUGGUUCUGGGAGGUUGUGCACGACCUCACUGUGGAAGAGAAGAGGAGCCUGCUUCAGUUCUGUACUGGCUGCGACCGUGCUCCGGUGGGCGGAUUGGGUAGGCUACCCCUCAUCGUCUCCAGAGCAGGCCCUGAUAGCGAUGUCUUGCCCACAGUCCACACCUGCUUCAACCACCUUCUCCUGCCGGACUACAAAUCCAAGGACAAGUUGGAGUCCCGCUUGCGGCUGGCUAUCCAGCACUGCCACGGGUUCGGCCUCAAGUGAGGCGAGCGAUUAGGAAGUCUGCUGACCCUUGAGCGCGCAAAGCACAUAGCGCAACGCAAGCAGCGAUGUGCAUGUGCAGAUGACGGAUUGUCUUAAAGUAUCGGAGGAUGUCAUCAGAAGCUAUG
Messenger RNA from Effrenium voratum, 2468 nucleotides. Lineage: Eukaryota; Dinophyceae; Suessiales; Symbiodiniaceae. The record is from the annotation of a GenBank genome assembly.